AAUGCUUUUUGUUCUUGAUACAAUGGUUAGUGCAGCUGAUACAACUUCAAUUAGUGCUUCUUCAUUUUUUGGUUUUAUGGGAGUCACAAUGGCUUUAGUUUUAGCAAGUAUUAAUUAAGAAUUAAUCUUUUAGAUUUAGGUGCAGGUUAUGGAACAUUCAAAGCAGGUGCUGGUAUUGCAGCUAUUGGUAUUUGGAAACCUGAAAUAAUAAUGAAAUCUUUAAUACCAGUAGUUAUGGCAGGUAUUUUGGGUAUUUAUGGUAUGAUUGUUGCAGUUUUGCUGUCAUAAAAAGGUAUUUAUGAGUUUUAUAACAAAUAUUAGUUAAAAGUCCAUUAGAAUACACUUAUAAAUCAGGAUUUGCACAUAUGGCUUCAGGAUUAUGUUGUGGUUGCAGUUGUAUUGCAGCUGGUUUUGCAAUUGGUAUAGUAGGAGAUGUUGGUGUAAGAGGAAAUGCAUAAUAAGAGAGAUUAUUUGUUGGAUUGAUUUUGAUUCUCAUAUUUGCAGAAGCUUUGGCAUUAUAUGGUUUAAUUGUAUCUUUGAUAUUAUCACAAUCAUGAGUUU
Messenger RNA from Paramecium pentaurelia, 561 nucleotides. Lineage: Eukaryota; Ciliophora; Oligohymenophorea; Peniculida; Parameciidae. The record is from the annotation of a GenBank genome assembly.